CAGACAAGGCUUCUUCUUUGGGGGUUGCAACUUUAUCCCUUGCGUCGUUGGAGCUCUUUCUGUCGGCGCGGCUUGAGACACUAUACCAGUUAUGACCACCUCGGAUGCGGUGUCUGUGCGAGGCUCCUCCUGCUCCUGUCGGACACAUUCUGCGGGCAUCUCCUCCACCGGCACAGGUUCAACACACACCUCGGGCUUCUCCACCACCAUCUCCAGUUCAACACGCACCUCGGGCUUCUCUUCCACAGCCUCCGGUUCACCAUGCACCUCGGGCUUCUCUUCCACAGCCUCCGGUUCACCACGCACCUCGGGCUUCUCCACAGUUUCCAGUUCAACACACACCUCUGUUUUCUCCACCAUGUCCGGUUCAAAAGGCACCUCGGACCUCUCCUCCGCCGCCUCAGGUUCAACAAACACCACGGGCUUCUCAUCUACCAGCUCAGGCGCCUGUUCCUCAGGUUCUUUCUGCUCUGCUAUGACUGACCUCCUGGUCCUCUUACUUGGCGCUCUCGCCGGGGUUGCAUUGCACUGCUGCCCGGAUGGGCGACGCACCAAUCUGCCACUGCGGGUCCGCGUGUUCAUAGCUGGUUGAUCUUGGUCGUUCUCCUCUCCAUGUGUUUCUUUGGAAGCGCUGUUUACUUCUUUGCCUUUCGCCAUGUUUUUCAACGCGACAGGAUAUCCCACGUGUGACCAGUGAGUCGGUUCCGUAGUGUUUACGUACUUCCGUGUCUUUGUAAACAAGGUGUUUUUUCCACUACCGCCACCAUUCGCUCAGUAGAUGAACUGCAUAUAAAUGUUGUGACCUAUAGGAUCAAAUGAAACCAAGAAUUAAUAAAAUAAGGGUAAAAAUUGAUAGAAUAAUCCACGUAACAUAAUAUAGUCAAUCUACGAAAAUUUUUAUUUAUUUUAAAAAUCAAGAUAAUUUUUCUUCGUCGCUUCCAGGACCGCACCAUCCCGAAUCGCUAAUGCAAUGCUACCACCUAAUGACCAAAAAGCGUCAUUACAAUAUAUACAAGCACAUCACAUGAUUAGACUUCCGCACCACAAGAUGCAGCAUCAGAAUUCCUUUUCUUUGCUACUAUCCAAUAUAUCAAAUUAAAAAACGUUUGCUUCGGUGUCAAAAGUCGGAUUUUAUUUUCCAAAAUUGGGAUUUAUGUAAUUUAGGGAAGAACCAGGAGCAGAUUUUGGCGAGGAUUCGUCAUGUCUCUGGUGGGAAUCGCAAGUUUCCUGCUGCUGCUCGUUGGACUCUCACAAUCCGUGCCGCCGUCCUUUAGCGUGGACUUCAAGAAUGACUGCUUUCGCAAAGAUGGAGAGAAGUUCCGCUACAUUUCAGGCAGCAUUCACUACAGCAGGAUCCCAAGGGUCUACUGGAAAGACCGACUGCUUAAGAUGUACAUGGCGGGUCUAAAUGCCAUUCAGACAUAUAUACCGUGGAACUUCCAUGAGGAGUCGCCGGGCAGAUACAACUUCAGCGGAGACAGAGAUUUGGAGCAUUUCCUUCAGCUGGCUCAGGAUAUCGGACUUCUGGUCAUCCUUCGACCGGGGCCUUAUAUUUGUGCCGAGUGGGAUAUGGGAGGACUGCCUGCCUGGCUUCUCCAUAAGAAAGACAUUGUGCUGCGCUCUUCAGAUCCAGAUUACAUAGCAGCAGUGGAUAGCUGGAUGAGCAAAUUGCUGCCAAUGAUGAAGCCCUUCCUCUAUCAGAAUGGCGGCCCUAUUAUCACCGUGCAGGUAGAGAAUGAAUAUGGAAGCUACUUCAAAUGUGAUUACAACUACCUGCGUCACCUAACCAAGCUUAUGAGAUCCUACCUGGGUGAAGAGACGGUGCUGUUCACUACGGACGGUGCCUCUCUGGGCUUCCUUAAGUGCGGCACCAUCCAAGGCAUCUAUACCACCGUCGACUUCGGCCCAGGUUCUAAUGUGUCUGCUGCAUUUUCCGUGCAACGACAUGCAGAACCUCAGGGACCUUUGGUGAACUCUGAGUACUACACAGGCUGGCUGGACCAUUGGGGCUCGCCUCACUCAGCCGUCUCAGCCAAAAAAGUGGCAGUGACCCUCAAUGAAAUCCUGGCCAUGGGUGCCAAUGUCAACCUGUACAUGUUUAUUGGCGGGACCAACUUUGGAUACUGGAACGGUGCCAAUUCGCCUUUUGCUGCGCAGCCAACCAGUUAUGACUACAAUGCUCCGCUCACCGAGGCCGGAGACCUCACUGAGAAGUACUUUGCCAUCCGGGAGGUGAUCAGAAUGUAUCGCAAAAUACCAGAAGGGCUCAUACCACCAUCAAGUCCAAAGUUUGCAUAUGGUGCUGUUAAAAUGCAACAACUCCAAACGGUGUCAGAAGCCUUAGAGACAAUCUCUUUCUCUGGUCCAGUGGAGAGCAUAUUCCCUCAGACCUUCAUUGACCUCAAUCAGGCGUUUGGCUAUGUGCUCUACAGGACUGAGCUGCCAGUUGACUGCAGCAUACCUACACCACUGGCAUCGCCGCUGAACGGGGUCCACGACCGCGCGUAUGUGUCCGUGGAUGGGGUGGCUGCAGGGAUUCUGGAGCGAAACAAAGUCAUAAGCAUUAAUGUGACGGGCAAAGCUGGUAGUCAGGUUGAUAUACUGGUGGAGAACAUGGGUCGGAUCAACUAUGGAAGAGACAUCAAUGACUUCAAGGGCCUCGUGACCAACCUAACAUUGGGCAAUGUUGUGCUCAAAGGGUGGACCAUGUACAGUCUCAGUAUCGACCAAGCGAUUGACCAAGGCCUUUUCUGGGCUACGAAGCCAACGUCGGCUGGCCCGAUUCGUCCUGCUGCCCUGUCACUUCCGGCAUUCUAUGGUGGAGCUUUCAUGAUUCCCGAUGGCAUCCCAGAUCUACCUCAGGACACCUACAUCCACCUGUCAAAUUGGCGCAAGGGCCAAGUUUGGAUAAACGGUUUCAAUCUGGGACGCUACUGGCCAUCGCGAGGUCCUCAGUUAACUCUUUUUGUCCCGGCCAACAUCCUCAGCACCGACACCCCCAACAACGUGACGGUGCUGGAGCUGGAGAUGGCCCCCUGCCUUUUGGGAUCGUGUACAGUAGAGUUCACCACCACACCCAUCCUGAACGCGUCGGUACAGAGCGACCACCAGCAGCAUUGGCCAAUGUUCGGAAAGGCUUUGCUUUGAUGAUAAGUGAGAUGUUUUCUUUUUGCACAAUGUUCAUUAGUGAUUCAAAUCUACAGUAUCUGAAAAUCAUCACUUUAUUGUGAUUGAUUGUGGCCAUACCUGUGAAUUUGAAUAAGUCAAUGUCUCUUCUGAGGGUAUAAUGCAAUUUCAGAUUUUUGUCACUGGGUUCAUCAGUAUUUUGCCCAAAUAAUUGUUUUAAUGCCAAAAUCACAUCAGGGAAAUACAUUUACAUUUUGUGGCACAAUGACCUACGUUUUUUUAAUGACUUUUGUUUUAGGGUGUUUUAUUUUAAAUCUGUUCUAAACUCAUUUUAAUGAAUUGAUUUUUAAUUAAA
Messenger RNA from Corythoichthys intestinalis (scribbled pipefish), 3481 nucleotides. It is a transcript of the gene glb1, whose product is annotated as galactosidase, beta 1. Gene Ontology annotation, cellular component: vacuole. NCBI's taxonomy places the organism in Eukaryota, Metazoa, Chordata, Actinopteri, Syngnathiformes, Syngnathidae. Bases 1201 to 3147 code for a protein of 648 amino acids. The transcript has 16 exons. Gene Ontology annotation, molecular function: beta-galactosidase activity. The record is from RefSeq and is a predicted model, not a curated record. Gene Ontology annotation, biological process: carbohydrate metabolic process.